ACUUGUUCUUUUGUCCCACAUCCCAAAUGUGAACUGUGUAGACGCAAACGCAGUGGCGGACGCACGUUGACCGUGGGUGUGGCACGUGUCCCACUCUAUUUUUUUAUUUUCCUUGAAUAAAUAGUAUAAUAUUUAUUUAUAUACCCUCUAAUUUAACUAUUAAUCUUAUUAGUGCCCCAUACUAAAUAUUUGUCUGUAUCCGCCCCUGCGCAAACGUAGAGUCUUCAUUACAUAUCUCUUCCCUUCCCUUUGUCUCUUCUUGAAGUAAUAAGAAAAGCAACUCAAAGCUGGUUGAAACUUCAACGUUACGUCCCUCCUACAAUCUCUCACCAUGUUCCGACUCAGAGCUCACGCCAAGAAACCCAUUACCAUCACCACCACCACAACCACCUCAUCCACCGCCUCCGAUUUCCUCUACUGGUCACCAGAAUCAUCCCCCACAGCUCUAUCUUCUCCAAGAGACAUGGAUCCAACCAUCUGGUCUAACUUACCAAAUCACCUCCUCGACCACAUCCUCUCUUUUCUCCCUUUCAAAACUCUCAUCUCCCUAAGAUCAAUCUCACGCCAUCUCCGAUCUCUCAUCCUCUCUCCAACAUUUCUCUCCGACCAUUCUUCCUUCUCUCUCCCUUCUUUCCUCCUCCUCUGUCAUCCUCAAUCUUUCAACUCCUUCCCUCUCUUCAACCCAAAUCUCAUCUCCUGGUGCACGUUACCACUCCCUCGCUCCCUUUCAGUAACCUGCGCCUCUUCUCUCCUCUCUUCUUCCCACGGCCUCCUCUGUUUCUCACGUUCAAUUUCCUCUGUUUCUUCUCUCUCCAUCUUCAAUCCAUUAACCAGAUCCUCAAGAUCUAUCAAGUUCCCUAGCUACUCUUUCCCCUUUGAGCUUCUCUCCCUUGUUACCUCCCCUGACGGCUACAAAAUCUUCACUCUUUGCCCAUCUUCCUCCGCCGCUUCUUCAAGAUCCGUUUGCCUCUACGAUUCCGGUGAUCGCACCUGGAGAAAGUUCGGCGGCGUUGAUCAGGUCUUACCUCGUGGGUUCAAUCAAGAUGGAGUCUUUUACAAUGGGUCUCUCUACUUCGCUAGAUCCGAGCCAUUUCUAAUCGUGAGCGUCGAUUUAAACGACGGGAAAUGGACAACAACAGCCACCGGACACGGUGUUUUUCCGGCGGAGGAUCACAUCACGUUUGCUAGAUUGGUGAGUGAUCCAGAGAAGAAGAUACUGUACAUGGUUGGAGGUAUUGGGAGUAAUGGGAUUUGCAGGAGUAUCAAGAUUUGGGAAUUUAAAGACGAGACAGAGAGUUGGAUCGAAACUGAAACGUUACCGGACAUUGUUUGUAGGAAGUUCACUUCGGUGUGUUACCAUAACUACGAGCAUGUGUACUGUCUGUGGCAUAAAGAGAUGAUCUGUGUUUGUUGUUACAAUUGGCCUGAGAUUCUGUUUUUUCAUGUUGGGAGAAGGACAUGGCAUUGGGUUCCAAAGUGUCCUUCGCUGCCAGAGAAAUGGAGCUGUGGGUUUCGUUGGUUCUCUUUUGUUCCCAGCUUGUCUGCUUCUGUUUAGUUAUCUGAUAUUUGUUAUUGUGUUUGUGUUCAAAAAUCUCCAUAUUUUUUUGUCUUCUAUCAAUGGUUUCGUUGGUAUCUCUUUGUGAAAUAAAAGAUUGGUAAUAUUUAAAAUGAAA
Camelina sativa (false flax) is the source of this 1673-nucleotide messenger RNA. RefSeq names its product F-box/kelch-repeat protein At5g43190. NCBI's taxonomy places the organism in Eukaryota, Viridiplantae, Streptophyta, Magnoliopsida, Brassicales, Brassicaceae. Gene Ontology annotation, molecular function: protein binding. The record is from RefSeq and is a predicted model, not a curated record.